Molecule: messenger RNA, 1333 nt
Organism: Lontra canadensis (Northern American river otter)
Lineage: Eukaryota; Metazoa; Chordata; Mammalia; Carnivora; Mustelidae
Gene: NIPAL2
Product: NIPA like domain containing 2
Exons: 11
Coding region: 110-1234 (374 amino acids)
Biological process (GO): magnesium ion transport
Cellular component (GO): membrane
Molecular function (GO): magnesium ion transmembrane transporter activity
Source: RefSeq, a predicted model, not a curated record
CGGAGCAGGAAGUGGCCUCUGCAGGGCGCGCCUCCUCCGCGGCGCCGGGCGGAGCGGAGGGCCCGGGAGGCAGCCGGAGCCUGAGUCCGCGAGCCGGGAGCGAGCCCCAAUGGCCGCCGCCUCGCCUGCGGUGGACGAGCUGUCCCGGAACUUCACCUACUGGGCGCAGGGCGCCGCCAAUGGCUCCCUGUCGGGCGCGUGGUACCGCAGGAACCAGAUUCACCUGUUGGGAGUUUUGCUAGCCAUUUUAGGAAAUUUGGUAAUGAGUAUUUCCCUAAAUAUUCAGAAAUAUUCUCAUGUCCAGUUGGCGCACCAGGAACACCCAAGGCCCUACUUCAAGAGCGCGUUGUGGUGGGCUGGGGCUGCCCUCAUGGCUGUGGGCGAGAUGGGCAACUUCGCCGCCUACGGAUUUGCUCCCAUUACUCUCAUCGCCCCAUUAGGCUGUAUGUCUGUCACAGGUAGUGCCAUUAUUUCUGUUAUGUUUCUGAAAGAAAACUUAAGAGCUUCAGAUUUACUAGGUAUGACAUUGGCAUUUGCGGGAACAUAUUUAUUGGUGAACUUUGCUCCAGAUAGAAAUCAGUCUAUCUCUGCAAGAACAGUCCAGUAUUACUUUGUUGGCUGGCAGUUCCUGAUCUAUGUGAUUUUAGAAAUAUUAAUUUUCUGCACUCUGCUGUAUUUCCACAAGAGAAAGGGAAUGAAGCACAUGGUGAUUCUGCUAACCCUGGUGGCACUUCUAGCCUCGCUAACUGUUAUUUCGGUAAAAGCCGUCUCGGGCAUGAUCACUUUUUCUGUGACGGAGAAAACGCAGCUAACUUAUCCCAUCUUCUAUAUCAUGUUUAUCAUCAUGAUCGCGUCUUGUGUUUUCCAAGUCAAGUUCCUGAGUCAAGCCACGAAGCUCUACAACACAACAAUGGUGGUGCCAGUCAACCAUCUUUUCUUUACGACCAGUGCCAUUACUGCAGGUAUAAUAUUUUAUCAGGAAUUCCAUGGUGCAGCUUUUCUAACUGUAUUUAUAUAUAUUUUUGGGUGUUUUCUAUCAUUCCUUGGUGUGUUUUUGGUCACAAGAAAUCGAGAAAAGGAGCAUCUGCCACAGUCCUACAUUGAUUUUGGAAAUAUUCCGGGGAAACAAAUGUUGGACAAAAUACAGCCAGAUUCAAAUGGCUUAUCCUACGGAACCCUGCUUGAUGGAAGUGACUCAACAAAGAGCCAAAGUGGAGAGAAGAAAGAGGUCUGAGCUGCCAAGAGGGAUGGCCACUGGCCUGUUAUUCGAUCCCACCUUUAAAAACCCUCCCCUUGUGUCCCAGCUAGGUCGCGCUGACGUGCACAAGCAUCG